Dioscorea cayenensis subsp. rotundata (Guinea yam) is the source of this 1681-nucleotide messenger RNA. Its product is annotated as translocase of chloroplast 34-like. Bases 101 to 1135 code for a protein of 344 amino acids. Gene Ontology annotation, molecular function: GTP binding. Lineage: Eukaryota; Viridiplantae; Streptophyta; Magnoliopsida; Dioscoreales; Dioscoreaceae. The transcript has 8 exons. The record is from RefSeq and is a predicted model, not a curated record.
CAUUCACAGAGCCUGGAGCCGUGUCUUGAAUGCCUCCCAGGUCAAGCCUUUCUCCAGGUACUCAAUAUUAGAAGGAUCAAAUGGCCCCCUAACUACAUCAAUGGACUGUAUCACUGCAUUGGCUGGGAGAACACUUUUGGAUGGAUCUGGUGCUGUUCUACCACUCAAGCAAGAUGAGAACCCCUGUGCCGAAAAUUUAAUCCAUAGGUUUUCAUAUAUGGAGAUCAAAGCAGCUAGUGAGUGGUCUGGUUUCCAAACAUUCCCUGAACCUACACAGGCCAAGCUGGAUGUCUUGUUUGGGAAUCUGAAUCAACAGAAUGUGAACACAUUGACGAUCUUGGUGAUGGGGAAAGGUGGUGUGGGAAAAUCAUCAAUAGUGAACUCCAUUUUAGGGGAGAGAGUGUCCUCUGUCACUGCCUUUCAGGAAGAAGGGUCAACACCACUGAUGUUCUCACGCUCUCGAGGUGGGUUCACUUUGAACAUCAUUGACACCCCCGGGCUAGUUUCAGAUGGACAAGUCAAUAAGCAAACCCUCAGUAGCAUUAGGAGAUUUCUUCUGAACAAGACUAUCGAUGUUCUCAUCUAUGUGUGUCGUUUAGAUGCAUAUAGAGUAGGUAACUUGGAUAGAGAUGUCGCUAAAGCCAUCACUGACAAUUUUGGUAAAGAAAUAUGGAGGAGGUGUUUGGUUGCCUUAACCCAUGCUCAAUUCACACCACCCAGUGGGUUGGAUUAUAUAGAGUAUUUUGCUGAACGAUCUGAAGCAGUACUGAAAUUCAUCAGGUCAGGUGCUUGUAUAAAUCAACAAGAAUUUCAGGAUCAUGGGAUUCCAGUAGCUCUGGUUGAAAAUUCUUGGAGAUGUGAGACGAAUGGUCUUGGGGAAAAGAUUGUUCCUGAUGGUACUGUAUGGAUUCCAAACUUGAUGGAAGUAAUCACAGGUGUUGCCUUGAAUGGUAGUGGGGCUAUCUCUGUUGUCCCGAAAGUAACUGACUCAACCCUCUUUGGCAAGUUGGUCUUUAUACCUAUGGUACUGAUUGAGUGCUUGCUAGUGAAACUAAUUAAGCUAGCCAUAGACAAUGACAUUGCAAAGGAAACCAAAUCAUUCAAGGAACAACAUGGCUCGGACUUCACCAGUUAAAGAGUUGGAAGAAUUGAGCAUAAGGUACUUUUCUUCCAUCUGGUGAAUGUAACUUUUGUUUUUCUGAAAAACUCAAAAACACUUAAAUUAGUUAGUCACACUGUUCAUAAUAUAAGUUCUGGAUCGAGAGAAACAUAGAAACUGAUUAGUUAGUCAUGCUGUUGAUAAAACACAGAAAUUAGUUAGUCAACUUUUGUGCUCUUAAUGGCUGCAUCUGCUGAUUGUUCUGUGCAUUGAGCGCUCUUGCCUGUCCGUCGUAUUGGCUCCAAUUACUGUAAAUUGAAGCCUUGUGCUUGGGGCGUUACACGUAUCAAGCAGUUCAUUUGAGAGUGCAUUCAAUUGGCUUUAAUUUGAUGAAGUCCCCACCUCCAUGAUUAGAUUUUUGUCAAAUUAUUUGAGGAUUUCAUUUUUCAAGGAUUACCAAUUGAUGAAAUCAAUUUUUUGUCAAAUUAGUUAGUCACCUCCAUGAAUAGAUUUUGCUGAUUGUUCUAUGCAUUGCACUUUUUUGUACCCUCUUUUAUCUUAAUGGAGUGUGGUUUAUUUUUA